Arthroderma uncinatum is the source of this 384-nucleotide messenger RNA. RefSeq lists its product as uncharacterized. Gene Ontology annotation, cellular component: membrane. Bases 1 to 384 code for a protein of 127 amino acids. NCBI's taxonomy places the organism in Eukaryota, Fungi, Ascomycota, Eurotiomycetes, Onygenales, Arthrodermataceae. The transcript has 3 exons. The record is from RefSeq and is a predicted model, not a curated record.
AUGGCUGAUACCUGUGCCGCUGUGAUCCUCAUUCUUGUGACUGUUUUCCUCCCGCCAGCUGGAGUCUUUUUUAUCGGCGGUUGCUCGGCCGACCUCUUGAUCAAUAUACUCCUAACUGUACUAGGUUACUUUCCAGGCCAUAUCCAUGCGUUCUAUUGCCUAUGGGUCUACUAUGAAGCCAAGGGUAAAGGCCGUGACGGCAGAAUGAGGAGCAAAACACCACCAGGUAUCUUCUCAAAGAGAAUCCUGAACGGCGGCGAAAGGUCGACACACUAUUACCCCGAACAGAACGCACCGCCUGCCGCUCAAGGUUAUGGCACAACCGCUUCUGCGGCACCAAGUGGCACUAAUGGAGGAUACCAACCAAGCGUGCCGGCACGAUGA